AAAAUACGUCACAAACGCGUCUAAAGAAAGCGUGGAAUCCUCACUGGGUAGGGAGUACUAGAUAGUCUACAAUAUAAACGUUCUUCUUCUCACAUUCAAUUCUACCGGAUUUUCAAGCAUCGAGUAACAUCAGAGAAAAUGGGAGGUGGAAAGGACAAACAUGAUGAAUCUGACAAAGGGCUCUUCUCUCACGGUCACGGCGGCCAUUAUCCACCCGGGCAGUACCCACCAGCAGCUGGAGGGUACCCUCCGGCUGGCUAUCCUCCUCAGCAAGGUUAUCCUCCAGCUGGAUAUCCUCCUCAGCAAGGCUAUCCUCCUCAGCAUGGCUAUCCUCCUCAGCAUGGCUAUCCUCCUCAGCAAGGCUAUCCUCCAGCCGGUUAUCCUGGUCAACAUCACUCAGGAGGAGGAUCCUCUAUUGGAGGAAUACUAGCAGGAGGUGCUGCUGCUGCUGCCGCCGCCUAUGGUGCCUCCCACCUCGCACAUGGAGCGCACGGAGCCCAUGGAGCACACGGAACUCAUGGAACCUAUGGUGUUAGCCAUGGAAUGAUGGGGGGCCAUGUUGGUCAUGGGAAGAUGAAGCAUGGCAAGUUCAAGCACGGGAAGUUCGGUAAGCACGGGAAGCACAAGGGCAAGGGCUUUGGAGGCAAAGGCAAGAAGUGGAAGUAAUCCCUCCAUUGCCCUAAAACGGUGACUUAUAUAUAAACCAGCCGGUUAUGCUGUUGUAAUUUCCGUUCCUUUCCUUUCCUUUUUAUUAACGUAUAAACAAAAGCGAGUAAUAUGUUGAUCGGCAUUGUGUUGUGUUGUUGCCAGUGCCCUUCGAUAGUUAAGCUCGGCCUCAUGGCUUUAGAGCUGGUCUUUCUUUUUUGUGUGGCUGAACCCUCUUAACUCGUUGCUGGUUUUAAUGUUAUAAUUUGGGAAAAUUGAAAAUUUACAUAUGUUUUAAGAAUGAAAUUCAAUCUUGUAUUUAUGGAGACAUGACCCUAUAUGAAUCAAUGAAUUGAUUGUUUAUGCGAA
Molecule: messenger RNA, 1014 nt
Organism: Salvia hispanica
Lineage: Eukaryota; Viridiplantae; Streptophyta; Magnoliopsida; Lamiales; Lamiaceae
Source: RefSeq, a predicted model, not a curated record